AUGCCGGAGAGCAACAUUCAAACAUUCAUCGUCACUUUCAAACUCCAUGCUAUUAGAAUCCAUCGGGUGGUGGGAGAAUGGAGAUUCAGCAGGAUCCACUGCAACAUAUUUGUGACGCUUGAUGUCAUGAUGUGCACGGCCAGUAUCCUUAACCUUUGUGCCAUCAGCAUUGACAGGUACACUGCCGUUGCCAUGCCAAUGCUCUACAAUACCCGGUACAGCUCCAAGCGCAGAGUCACCAUCAUGAUCUCCGUCGUCUGGGGCUUGUCCUUUGCCAUAUCCUGCCCAUUACUAUUUGGACUGAAUGAGUCAGACACCAGGAAUGAUGCCACCUGUCUUAUUCACCAUCCCGAAUUUGUGGUCUACUCGUCCAUUUUCUCCUUCUUCAUUCCCUUCAUCGUCACGCUGUUGGUGUACGUGCAGAUUUACGUGGUGCUGCGUAAAAGGAGAAAGCGAGUGAACACCAAGAGAAGCAGCAGGUUUGAAUCGGAAAUCCAGGCACCAUUAAAGGAUAAGUGCACCCAUCCAGAAGACGUGAAGCUCUGUACAGUCAUUGUGAAAUCAAAUGGGAGUUUCCCCACCAAUAAGAGGAAUUUGAUCUUGGUGCAGGAGGCCGUGAGCCACCAGGAUGAGAUGGAGAUGGAAAUGAUGUCGUCUGCCAGUACCCCUCUAGAGAAGACCAAGCUCAAAAUGGCAGCUGCCAGCCGCCAGCUGACUGUGCCUACUCCCUCUAACCAGGGAGGGAGUUCUAAUCUGCCAUCACCAGCAGGCAGCCCGGUGAGAGGAGAGAAGAAUGGUCACCCUAAAAACAUAAGCAAAGUGACCAAAGCUUUUGAAAUCCAGUCGAUGCCAAAUGGUAAAACAAGAACUUCACUCAAGACCAUGAGCAAGAGGAAGAUGUCCCAGCAAAAGGAGAAGAAAGCAACUCAGAUGCUGGCUAUUGUCCUUGGGGUCUUCAUUAUUUGUUGGUUGCCAUUCUUCAUUACCCAUAUCCUGAACAAGCACUGUAAAAAAUGCAACAUCCCUCAAGCCUUGUACAGUGCCUUCACCUGGCUGGGUUAUGUCAAUAGUGCUGUGAACCCUAUCAUUUACACCACCUUCAACAUAGAGUUCAGAAAAGCUUUCAUCAAAAUUCUUCACUGCUAAAGCACUGCCAAAGGACAUAAAAUGCCACAUAUCCUUUUUAUAAGGUCUACCUUGAAAGUGUUCAAAGAUAUCUUUGCUUGUUAAUGACACUGUGGACACCGCUUCUUUAAUCAUGAACUGAAUCUAUCGUGUCUCAUUAUGGAUUAAUAAAGGCACGGAGAAGAGAAGAAAAUAAUGAAUUCAUCAAGAACCUGAUGGGGCUUCAAAUCUCUUUACACAUGAUGUCAUCGGACUUUUCAAUACUGAUAAUCAACAAUGUAAUGUGAAAUGUCCAUUUGCAUGGCCAAAAUAUUCAUGUAGUUAUCACUUCAUGACCAUGCAAAGUUGGUUAGUAGGUCAUUGAACUUUGUAUUCAGGUGAAUCGUCAAAAUGUUAUAAUGGUAAAUAAAAUGCAAAGUGGAUUGUCAGCACUAGAGGACAACCCUUUGAGGACAUCUUCCACUUGCCUACUUCACAAUAUAAACUUGGAGCAACAAGGAACUUGCUCAAUAGCAUGGCAAUGAAACAUGGUGGUCCAACACUACAACGCAUUGGCAUGGAAAAGGGAAACCUUUGCUAUAUCAACCAUUAAGAAUGUGUUGCCUUAGAUCAAUCUCAAAGGUUGGAAGACUGGUCAGUAUCAGCUUAUAUCUAGCAUAGAAUUAGCAUACUAAAGAUAGGAAUAUCACAAGGUUCUAUUAAAGGUGAACACACCACAUUGGGUUAGGGAAAAGUAAAUUGAGAUCAGACUCAAGCCAUACUGAGUGAAAUGUCUCCUUUCACAUCUGUGGGAACAUUACACAAAGCAAUAGUUUGAUAUCAGUAGCUGAUCUGUAUCUAGUGAGGGUAAAUAUAAUUCUGCCUCUUGGAUGCAUGGCUUCAUCCUGGAAUAGUCAGAGAGAGGCUAUGAUGGCCUCUAUGAUCAGAGAGUUUGUGGGCCUUCAGUGUUUAGUUGUCCCUUUGCUCAUUCACAUUGCAGAAUAGCCUUCAUUCUAUAGAAUAAACGAGUUCAGCAAGGCAUCUCAUCACCAUGCCACAAAAUGAAAUUCAGGAUGGUCCGUCAAUGCUGAGCCUUGUUAGAGCUGCUUGUAUCAAUGGUUUGGAGAAAAGUCAAGUAAAAUAAUGAAAUAACAUCACAAAGCAGCAAACACAAAGGAACACAAUGUUGAUUAGCUGGGCUGCAGGAUGACCAGAAAGCAUCUUUAGAGAUUUGUAGUGUGUUUCAAUUAUGUAUUUGUGUAGUAAACAUUAAAUUAGAACAUUAUUCACUAUUAGCGCUUGCUAUGCCAUGGAAGCAUGUGGAAUGUUUUCUCCACUAUAUUAACUUUAUAAAUUUCCUCUAGUGACUGCCAUCCACAUUUGUUCAUUUUGCUGCAGCUGUAAAGCAAAUAAAUGAGUUGACAGAGAAACCAGUUUUCUGUAGACCAGCAUUGAGGCUUUUCCACCAGCGGACUGAUGAACAUCACAUGUAUAAGAUAUCCCUCUCAUCGGGAGCAACCAAUAUUGGCCACCAAAUCUGGACCACAUAAUACCAGAGUGCCGAGUACUGUAAAAUAGGAGGAAAGUGUUUAAUCAAUCAUUGGUUAUUCCACAGCCCUUUCCAUUGGAUCAUUUUGUUAAAAGUACAAAUCACAGUAAAUUAUUUAUAUGAAGCUAGAAUGAAUAGUGUGGAAACUAUUGUGCAGCAAGUUGUUAUUUAUUUUAUUUGCUUGCUG
This is a messenger RNA of Leucoraja erinaceus (little skate), 2840 nucleotides long. RefSeq names its product D(2) dopamine receptor B-like. The coding region runs from base 1 to 1146 and encodes 381 amino acids. NCBI's taxonomy places the organism in Eukaryota, Metazoa, Chordata, Chondrichthyes, Rajiformes, Rajidae. Gene Ontology annotation, cellular component: presynaptic membrane; glutamatergic synapse. Gene Ontology annotation, molecular function: G protein-coupled receptor activity; dopamine neurotransmitter receptor activity, coupled via Gi/Go. The record is from RefSeq and is a predicted model, not a curated record. The transcript is spliced from 7 exons. Gene Ontology annotation, biological process: adenylate cyclase-inhibiting dopamine receptor signaling pathway; adenylate cyclase-activating adrenergic receptor signaling pathway.